AUGGGUGACAAGCGACUCAACGACCUCCUACGAUGGAGCAUCGAAAACACUGAGAGCACCGAGUUUCCAAAUGGCCCCUCCACCGGAGCUGAAGCCCAAGCACCACCUCCGACAAACCUCACUCCGGAGCUGAUGGCCGCUCUCAUGGGUGGCCCCUCCGAUGCCGACCUGAUGAAGGGCUCCAUGGAACUCAUCAACGAUCCCGAGGUUACUCUGGAAAACAAACUCAUCGCCUUUGACAAUUUCGAGCAACUCAUUGAGAACCUCGACAACGCCAACAACAUCGCCAACCUUGACCUGUGGACCCCGCUGCUCGAGCACCUGCGCAACGAGGAGCGCGAGCUGCGCAAGAUGGCGGCCUGGUGCGUCGGCACGGCUGUCCAGAACAACGAGCGCACACAGGAGCGUCUGCUGGCCAUGGGCGGACUGACGCCUCUGGUUGAGAUGGCGCUGAAGGAGGACGAGGCCGAGGACGUUCGGCGCAAGGCAAUCUAUGCGCUGAGCUCCGCCGUCAGGAAUUACCAGCCUUCGAUGGAUCUCUGCACGGACGAGCUGAACAAGAGAGGGUUUACUGCGGCGAAGACUGACGCUGCGGAUAUGGAUGCCGUUGAUGUUGUCAUUCACGGUCUCAGGGAAAAGGUCAAGGCUGCGGCUUCUGCUUAG
Trichoderma harzianum CBS 226.95 is the source of this 663-nucleotide messenger RNA. RefSeq lists its product as hypothetical. The transcript has a single exon. NCBI's taxonomy places the organism in Eukaryota, Fungi, Ascomycota, Sordariomycetes, Hypocreales, Hypocreaceae. The record is from RefSeq and is a predicted model, not a curated record. Bases 1 to 663 code for a protein of 220 amino acids.